UCACAGGUAGACGUGUGUGCGUCGCGUAUGUGCACCUGACCAGAUCGAAUCCAAUCACCGUUAUCGUCCUAAAUGACGAUCUAAUGGACGGACGAGGUAGUCCAUGCAUGCCCGUGUUCUCUGUGUGAACUUGCUUGUGGAGUGCAGUGUUGUGUUCAUGCCGACAUGGAAGAGGUUCGGAUAUCGGAUUGGCCCGAACCUCCUGGCUCUCAUGCAUGGCUGCCCGCUUACGGCUUCCAGCAUGAACUAUUGGAAAAAGACGACUAUUUUAACAACGGAGACAAUGGCAGCACUCACGCUCUAUAUCUCGAAACGAUAGUAGAAGAGACAAGCGAUGACUUACGUUCCGAACGCUCCUCAGCAGCCACUUGGCUUUCUGAUUCUGAUGCCGACUCCGUUAUACACGUCCGUGGAAAUGGAGGAUCAGAGUGCGAUAGCGAGUCGGAGCGUGAGUGGGCCUGCCCGGCGAAGCGGCGCAGGCGGGAGCGCGCCACGUCGCCCACCAGCACCGGUUCACUGUCCCGCUCCUCCAGCCUGGCUCAGUUCGAAUCGCUCGAACGUUCAUGUGCAGCGCCCGCGUCUCCCAGUUUGUCUCCAGACUCGCUGGAAUCACCGCCGUCGUCACCGCCACCGUCUCGGCCCGCUCCCCGCGCGCACCUCUCCGCCGAGAACCUCAGCGAAGACAGCGGUUACAGUGAGCGCGCGCGGCGGCCGCCCCCGCCGGCGCGGCGCGAGCCCGAAAUAGCGCACGGGCCCAGCGCCGCCGGGAGCGUGCCGUGCCUCGCCUCGCCCAGUGCGGGCCGCCGGCCGCCGCGAGCCGCGCGCGCGCUGUCCCUGCCCGCAGAGCUGGACGUGUGCGCCGAGCCGCGACGCCACGCGACGCACAACGCGCGGUUUCGCCAAACGUUCGAAGUGUGUGAUAGCUUUACUGUCAGUGUGGCGGACCUUACAGCUCUGGAUUAUCGCGGUGGGCCCAGGCGGCCGCGCCUGCCGCCGCCGCCGCCCCCGCGCCCCGCGCACCAUCCACCACACCCGCCACCCCCGCCUCCCGUUGAAGUGGUAGCAUGCCCCGUCCGCUCAACACCUGCAAGAGAACCGAGCGCGGGUAGCGACUCCACGACCGAAUCAGAGAGAGCUUUCACACGUGAAAUGGAAGCGACAGCCCGCAGGCUGGAUGAAAAUGCAAAGAGAGCUCUGGCCGAUACUGGUAAUUACGAUCGUGAGAUUUCAGUGUUAACCGCAAAACGACUUAGAGACUCUUGGGGGGCGUGGGAUGAUGUGUUAGAUGAAUUACGGCGGCGAAUAGAACCAUCCUCUCCGACCCCUUCACCACCCCGCUCACCGUCGCCAGAACCUAUACGCGAACCAGCAUUUACCUCUACACCUUUACGAGCUGGGGACGCCCGAGUUCGAUCCACGCCAGAAUUAAGAUCACGGACUACACCCAAUCGCGAAACACCUGAAGAAUUACGCGCGUCACUGCAGCUGGUCGCGCCGCCAGACAGCGUUCCGCCGAUGCGGUCCGUGUCGGCGGGCUCCAAAGGCGUGACGUUCUCGCCGAUAGUGGCUGAAGUGAGUUGGCGGGAAGCGAGCGCGAGCACGGAGACCGCGCCUAGCGAGAGCUCGAGCGCGAGCGACGACGCGGCCGACGCGGAGGUCGUGGUGGUGGGGAGCGGGGAGAGCGCGCCGGCCGCAGACCUUCCCGCGGCGAUGUCGGAAGCGGGCGCGCGCGCACCGCGCAGCCGCAUCGCAGGCUUCCUCUCGCGAUUCGCUAACUUCCGCUUCUCGGGGCGCAAGAAGGGCCGCGGCGCAGGCGCGAACGGGCGGGCGGGCGGCACGGCGGCGAGCGCGGCAGACGCGGCGCAGGGAGCGCGGCCGGCUGCCGGGCCGCAGUAUGUGCGGAUCCCGCUGAAGGACGAAGGUGUGUCGCGGCCGCCGGCGGUCGUCCCGGGCGGCGUGGCGCACAAGCCGCCGCGGCCGCGCCCGCCGCCCGCGCCCGCGCCCGGCGUGCUGGAGACGGACGUGGACACGCAGCGCACGGUGCUGCACGCGCGCUCGCUGCUGGCCCUCGCGCCGCCCGACCAGCGCGCGCCGCGCCCGCACAAGUCCAUGGAGUUCCUGCUCGACAAGGACAGCGCCCAAAUCGUACAGCCUCCUGAGAACGAACUGCAAAAGAAUUCGGAUCGUGUGUUAUCAGAGCACGAGUUAAGGGUCCAGAGAUCGCUGCAGAAACUCAAUGUUCCAGAAUGGUACAAAAACGCUCCAGCCCCAAGAGAGGGGUUCCUGCUCCGCAAGCGGCUAUCUGAUGCCUCUACGUCAGCAGCUCGGUGGAGUGGUCUCAAUUCGAAGACCACGUCGUUGGGCAGCCUGGGGGCGAAUGCGCAGCCACCACCGCCUCAGCUCUCACCGCACACUACCAGCUUCGGCAGGUGGUCCACGAGUCGGCUUAACUCGAAUCAGACGUCACCAUGCUCGUCGACCCGUAGCAGCAUCCGUGGCACCAGCCCGCUCUGCUCCCCGUCAGCGAGGUCCUCCUUCAGCGCGCGCCAGCCCUACUUGGGCUGGAGGAGUCAGGAGCGCUUGAACUCAACGCCAAGAACGCCGCAUGAAAGGCUAGCAUCAUCUCUCCUCCAACAGUCCGCGUCCAGCAAAGCGUCAGAGGAGAUCCAGACCUCGAUUAAGGAAGUGACGUCAGCGAUCGUGCACUACGUGUCCGGGCUAGAACCGGCCAAUGGCGACGCGGACCCCGACCAAGCAUCGCCGCGGUCUAGUCAGAAGCUCUAUUGGUUGGAAAGCUCGUUUGUUGGAACGAAACCCCUCGAAUCGCCACAAACGCCUCUCGUGGUUACAGAGGCCUUACCUCCCCCCCACCCCCGGCCGCCGUCCUCCCUCCGCCUAGACCACCGCGCGGCGCCCGACUGGCAAGAUUCUCAGCGUUCUUUGAAUGUGGGUAUAACAAAACCUUCCCCGGGGUCUACUACAUUGGAGGAUGUAUUGGAUUCGCUUUUAGGACUUCCCUCGCAAUCCGCUAGGAUACCUACACCUCAACCAAGUCCUAGGAAAUCUUCGAGUCCCUACUACAUGCUAGGUGGGAAGAGCCCACGAUAUGAACAGUUAGCCAGUAGUGGGCAUAGCAGUGCCUCCGCAGCUUCCCGUUUUAUGAACACCCCCAGCGAUGCGCCGAGCUCGUUCACGGAUAGCCCGGAACAGGACCGACCAGGCAAGGAUACAGUUGAUACAGCGGCCAAAAUGCCGGAAUCGAGACGGCCGCGAUCAGCACAGGGGGAAAACUCGCGGCGGAGAAGUGAGCCCUUUACACACCAUAGCAUAUCCCUAGACCGCCGAACCAGCCUCGACUCCACAGCCCUGCGAUCUGAACAGCUCACUCGUCACGAAUCCAAAACCUCCCUCGUUUCUUUACAAACUGAAAAUAGCACAGACGACACCAUCGUUAAGUGUAAAUACCCCAAAUGUACCUCUCGCACUUCCUUCGCUGAAGCUAAACGGCAUUACAAGACAUGCCACAAUUGCACCACUAUGUAUUGUUCAAAAGAAUGUCGUAGAGCCCACUGGGAGAAACACAGAAAGGUGUGCCUACAUUCUCGUGCUAGUGCUCUUUGCAGACAGAUUAUUUCCGCAGCAAAAGAAGACGCAGAUUCCCUACAUCGAGUGAGUACAAUUGCUCAUCAGGGAUAUCAAGCGCAAGGCAGAGGUGUAGUGAAAAUAUUCUUCACAAGCCCAGAGGCAGCUGAAAAGUUUACAACGCACGGGUACCAAUACUUGAGUGAACCAGAAUUCGUAAAAUGGACUUCGCUGCAACCUAAUGAAAUGGGAGUAGAAUUAUAUACGGAAGUAGUUAAAUUAUGCAAAAGUUACAAUCCAGAGACCAGGGUUAUUUUAUACGUCGCAGUGUGUAUUAUAAGUGAAGUACCAACAAAGGGUGCUGUGAAAUGGGAAAGGCAAAUGGUAUCAAGAUGCGCCAAAUUGAGACUAAGUAAAACAGUAUCCUCAGUAAUACAAGAACAGAAUAGACGAAGGCAAAGACGGGAUAGUAAAAGCACACCUGAAGACAGAGAAACUUUAAUACUGACGUCGAAAUUAUGCAACGCCGGAGAAAAGAACGCAGCUACUGCACAUAAAUUUAGGGAAAUCUGCUUUAGAAACAUAUGUAGUGAGUUGGAAAACAGGGGAGUAUUGCUGAAGAAACACUUCCCUGAAGUGUAUUCGAGGUUAGCGGCGUAUGUGGAUGGGACGAGCGAUAGAUUCAUUCCAAUGACAAUUUAUCCUAAAGAUGUGAAUAGUGGAAAGUCUUUUGUGUGUGUGAUUAUGCCAGAUAGUGAUGUGGAUAGUGGCACACCAGUGGAUGGCAAAGUAAUGACUAUAGAUGUCGGCUUAGACCGUUCGAAACACCAAUUAUCUACACCAAUGUAAAAAGCUUCAGCAGUACAUAAGUGAGAUGGGACUUGCCCUUAGCGAUGCUAAUUGAAUUUUUGGUAGGAAAAUUUAUGAAAAUUAUAAUAAAAUUUGUAUGCGCGCAAAUUUCUAUUCUUAUGAUAGAUUAUUGAUAACCUAUUCGAAUAAUGUAAUAAUUCUUAUUCCCUUGUACUUAGAUUAUGAAUAUCGCUAUUAUUUAGAUUGAUGUUAAAUGUGCCCUUAUAAGCAAGUGAUUAAUUUAAUGUAUUUUUAUACACACCAUAAUAAAAUCUAUUAUUUUAUGGGAAUUAUAUAAAAAUAUAAUGUUAUUAAAUUGCUUGCAAAAUAUAUAUAAAUAACUUACUUGAAAUGAACAUUGGUUUAAGUAUAAAAAGAAAACGUAUUUACAAUUAUUAAAAAAAAGCUUACCAACUGUAUUUCUCCACGUCUCUCACAUACACAGAGUACUAUUUCAUUUCAUUCUAAUGUAGAUAAUAAAUGUGAGAAAAUUGUUGUAAUAUAAUUGCUUAUUAAUGGUAAUUUUACUUCGCCUUUCAAUAUUUAUUCCUCUAUGACAUAAUAAUAAGAUCGCAGAGCUGUUGCAUUUUGAAAUUUGAGGUGCACUGGAUUAAAGGUGUGUCCAGAAAGUCACCUAUUUUAUAAUUGCCACGGAAAAAAAACUUCAAAUGAAAUAAUUUGAUUAUUGUCUUUCUCCGAUCUCCACGUGGUUGUACUUUGGCACAAAAUUAAUUACAUUUUUAUAUCUUUUUAAAUAAUUAUGGUGCCAAUUGAUUAAAUAAUAAUUAAAGGACUUAAUACAUACCAAUGUGUUUUACGAUACUAUAAAAUUUAAUAAUUUUUUAUUAGGUGCUUACCUCAGAUUUAAAUAAAUAAUGUUUACUAGGUAGGUAGAUACCUACUAGAUUGCUAGUUUAUAUAUAUCAUGACUAUUUAACUUCAUUUCAUUAUCAAAUUUUAAACAUAUAGGCAAAUUACUGUAACUGAUUUUUCACUAUACAUACUUACGUAUAAUAAUCAUCGUUUUUUAAGUGUUUUACAAGUAAGGUUUUUUCUUAUUUACAUUAAUAUUUAUACAAAUGAAGAUAAAUUGAAAACAUUUGGCUAGAGACAAAGUGGCAAUGCUCACAUAAAAUUUUUGUAAUCAUAAUAUAUUUUUAAAUUCAAACAUUAUUUCCAUAGACAUUCUCUUUAGCUUUUUAGCUUACUUCUCAUCUUAAACGAACCAGAAUAACGAACUUUAAAACUGUCGUGGGGUCUGUCUGUGAAAUCCUAGUCGAAAGGAACAAAUAUUAAAAAAAUAGGUAUGUUUAUUAAAUUUAUAAGAUUUAAGAACCCACUUUACAAUUGCAUUGUAAUUAUUCGUCAUGUUUUUAAAUUUUCGAAUCAACAUCAUGUCUCAUUUUUAAGAUCAAUGAUUUAUAUUCUGUUAGAUUUAAUAUUAAUAAUUUAAUGUUACUGUUAAAGUUGUUAAUCAUUCCAAAAAAAGAACUACCCUUGUUAUGACUUUAGAAUAUUAUAACUUUCGAAAUAAAUUAAUUCGUUCGCUUUUAAUAAUACAAUGUGAAAAAUAAUAAAUGUGUUCAAAUUUUAUUGGAUUUUAUAGUGAGCUGUUUCUGUUAAUGUGACAGGAAAAUGUGUCAACCAUCAUUGUGCUCUUAGAUUUACAAAUAUAGAAAAAUAUACUUAAUAGAACGUUUACAUUCCUGUAUUAAAUACCUUCCUAUGAAAAAGUAUUGAAUGUACCUAUAUGAUAUUGUGUACCUUAUGAUUCUUAUUUGUCGACAUUUUGCUGUUUAAAAAAUGUUUCGUACAUUUAUAUGCAUAAU
Zerene cesonia (dogface butterfly) is the source of this 6260-nucleotide messenger RNA. Its product is annotated as nascent polypeptide-associated complex subunit alpha, muscle-specific form. The record is from RefSeq and is a predicted model, not a curated record. Gene Ontology annotation, biological process: cell-cell junction organization. NCBI's taxonomy places the organism in Eukaryota, Metazoa, Arthropoda, Insecta, Lepidoptera, Pieridae. The transcript is spliced from 11 exons. The coding region runs from base 166 to 4431 and encodes 1421 amino acids. Gene Ontology annotation, cellular component: plasma membrane; apical junction complex.